Molecule: messenger RNA, 993 nt
Organism: Stylophora pistillata
Lineage: Eukaryota; Metazoa; Cnidaria; Anthozoa; Scleractinia; Pocilloporidae
Molecular function (GO): protein binding
Source: RefSeq, a predicted model, not a curated record
AUGCAGGCAUUCUACAGACUAACAAAUCCAGAUGGCCCAAACGGUUUAAGUGUUUUACAAGCCUUAGUCAUGAAAGGUGAUUUGUCAACGACGGAAACGAUUUUGAGGUUUAGCCCGAGUGGCCUUGACGUUUCCAUAGCACUUCUUACAACGGGUACAGCGGAUCUUCUUGUAUCUCGCAUGCGCACACUCGUUAACUUAUCCCUGAUGACCUGUUCUCCUGACCAGAUUCCUGUAAAGGAAAACUCAAACAGCGACGCUGCACAUGUAUUGUACAUUUUGAAUAAGACCGUGAAAAAUUUCCAAAGGAGAUCUCUUUUACGCGAAGUUGUCAGCAAGGGGAGUCUAAGCCAGCUGCAAAAAGUCCUUGCUCGAUGUACCAAACUCAAAGAAAACAGGAAAAGUUGUCUCGAGAAAACUGACCAGCGAGGUAGGACACUUCUCAUGUCGGCAUGUGCGUCUGGUAAGUCAGAGGUUGUGGAGUUUCUUCUUGGUAGUGGAACAAGGAUGGACCCUAGAGACAACAAACAAAGGACAGCUUUGCACUUUGCGGUGGCUAACAACUCCCUUGAUGUGGUGAAGCUUCUGGUUCGAGCUGGAGCUUGUAUUUACGACGAAGACGACUGUGGGCUCAUGUCACUUCAUUAUGCCUCUCAAAAUGGCCGUAGAGAGAUUGCUCUUUUUUUCAUCGAACAUGGAUGCGAUGUCAAUCGUCCCACAGGUGACACCUAUGAAGGUUCGGAAAGGAGCCUCACAGGCUGCACAGCCCUUCAUUUCGCAGCACAAAAUGGACAUAACGAAACAAUAGUUCUCUUGCUAAGCAAGGGUGCUGGGGUUGAUAGCGUUAAGUUGAAUGGUCAAACGCCACUUCUACUAGCGGCUGAAAGAGGUCAUGUGUCUACUGUGGAAUUACUUCUACAUAGAGGAGCUGAUAUCAAUGCCAGCGAUGUCUAUCAAAACACCGCUCUGGAAAUCGCAGUCCUCGCGAAGAAA